Messenger RNA from Pimephales promelas (fathead minnow), 1583 nucleotides. RefSeq names its product centromere protein Q (gene cenpq). The record is from RefSeq and is a predicted model, not a curated record. Lineage: Eukaryota; Metazoa; Chordata; Actinopteri; Cypriniformes; Leuciscidae. Gene Ontology annotation, cellular component: nucleus.
AUUGUGACAGUAAGUUAGUAGAAAGUCAAAAUAAUGAUUGUGUGUCAUUAAAUCUUUGUAUGCCUUUUUCGUGGGUUAAUUUAAACUUUUCAUAAUUAGUUUGUACGUCAUCAUUUUCUUUUCAUUAUAAGUUUUACUUUUUGUCAAUUAUCGCUUAGGACGUCAUAAUACUGUUUUUCUGUUAGGUCGUUUUGACUUUUUAUGUCAUAAAUAUGAUCGUUUGUGAUUUACUAAAGCAUUCUUUAUUUCGUAUGUGGCGAAAAUGAGCUUCCGCAUUAAUUUUGUUUUAUAUAAAAAAUUAUUUUAAAACUAAAUUACGGAUGUGCCAUGAAAAAAUGUGUGGAAACGAGAACAACAUAAUCAAACAACAGCACGUGGCUCAAGCAGGAAGCCGGAAGUGUCAGUUCAGCGCAUGCGCAGUUCAGUUCCCGCUUUGAAUCGUGUGGCGCGAGUCUGCAGUUUAAUAAUAUUGGAGUCUGUGGUAAUGAAGCCAGCCCGCGGGUCCGGAAGGGCCUCCACUCGGGGCCCCAAACACCCCGCAGAGAAGAAGACCAGCAGCAGGCCUCACGAGCCCAGAGCCGAGGGCCCCCGUGCGGAGCCGUCGAGGACCGGCCGCGGGAAAGCCUCAGCGAUGGUUGGAAAAAGCUGGAAGCCGAUGAGCAAGUCUUCCUUACUGGCUCUGGAGAACAUGCUUGGUUUGUCCAUUCUAUCUGUUCUGGCGUUGAAAAACAGAGAAAAAGAAGGAUCGCAGAUGCAUCUCAACCGGAUCAAAGAUCGGUUCCUGGCCAAGUGUGCGCAGCUUCCUGUUCCCACAAGUAAGCAUGGAGACCUCAUGCGCGUGUCCCAUCAGUUCAAAGCUGAGAGGGAUAAAUCCCAACACGGCAAGAAGACGCUCGAGUCUCUAGAGGAGAACAUGCGCUCGGUGGUCAGCACUCUUGAGGAGAUGGAGGUGAAGAUGGCUCGCUUGGAGGAGAAAUGCAGGAUAAUGAGAAGCGAAAUCGAGGAUGAAGAGGAAAAAGCACAGGAGUUCCUCCAGCUGUCGGAGCAAACGGUCCUGCGUGUUCCUGCCGUGUCGCCUCGCUCCGCCAAUGAGCCCACGCUACAGGAGCACCUCAUGAAGCUGGUUCCCAAUCCUCCGGCAGUGGCGCGAGCUCUUCAGGCGGUGCCGGUCCUCGCGGACGCUAGGGCGUUUCUGGAGCUCGCGCACGAACAGGUGGACUCAGCACAAACCCGUAAUCACAUGACCUGACCGUCACCGCACGAGUCCGUUUCUCACGCUUUACACACUCACACAAACAGCUCAUCGACAAAACAACUGCUCGUUUAUUUCAAAAUGACAAGUUUGCAUAGAAAUUGCAUUCGUCUCAAGCAUUAAUGCAACAAUAUCAUCAGAUCUCAUCUUGACCUCUUUAGUUUGUUCAAAGUUUUAGUUUGUAUGUGCUUUUGUUUAAUGUGUGCCAGUAAAAAAGUAGUUUCUACAGCAUAGACGGUUUAAUUUAAGUCUUCAGUCCAGCGGGAAAGCCUUGUCUUACAUUUCGUGCUACAAUAGUACAUCACAAGAUUAAAAAGAAAAUCACACAGAA